AUGGAGCGGGACAAGGCCACAGGGGCAGGUAGCGGGAUGUUUUUGUCAUUGCUUUGGCCCCUGGUUGGCAGCACACACAAGCAGGCAGCCGUCCAUCCUCAGGAAAAGAGCCUGUGGAGGAAAUCUAUUGGGAUCUUGGCUGCCUCUGAUAUUUCGACUGCCAUUAAUGCAUGUAAAGUAAAGGAUUCCUUCAUCCCAAAUGUGUUUUUUGCAACAGUUGGCUUGUCAAAAAUGUAUUCCCCUGAGAUAGAGAAGGUUUUUAAAAUGUUGGACCAGGACAAGAGUUGGUUCAUUGAGCAAGAUGAGCUACAGUUGUUUCUGCACUACUUCUCGAAAGAGGCUCGUGUGCUUACAGCAGAUGAAACCAAGGCUUUUCUCGAGGCUGGAGACAUAAAUGGAGAUGGGAAGAUUGGAUGGGAGGAAUUAUCAGCCCUUGUUAAGGCUUCCUGA
Molecule: messenger RNA, 450 nt
Organism: Danio aesculapii
Lineage: Eukaryota; Metazoa; Chordata; Actinopteri; Cypriniformes; Danionidae
Product: parvalbumin, thymic-like
Exons: 5
Coding region: 1-450 (149 amino acids)
Cellular component (GO): nucleus; cytoplasm
Molecular function (GO): calcium ion binding
Source: RefSeq, a predicted model, not a curated record